UUCUCUACAUGGGAUAGUCUAUCCUCUAUGUCUCCGUCCACAUAAUCUCUCCCAGAGUGCAUUGCGGUUGCCUUCGGUGUUAUUGCAACCGCAAUGCACUCUGGAAGAGAUUACGGUCAUCAGUGACAUAACAGUGUUCACAAUGGCUUGCAAGACACCAGAACUAAACUACAUGUUUGUGGACAACACGACAGAUGUACCUGAAGCAUUGGCGGAAAUAAAUCGUCACUCGCUAUUAGCUGUUCACUGCAAGGGAUUCAAAUUAGGAUCGCGAAGGUCAGGGGAACUAACUCUGAUCACUGUUGCUACACAAACCAAAAGUUUUAUCUUCGAUGUUCUCACAUUAGGACAGUGUGUUUUUGACGACGGUCUUGGGGCUAUCCUUGAGGACAAGACAAAGGAAAAACUCAUGUUUAAUUGCCGACGUGAUGCGGAUAACCUCUUUCAUCAGCAGAAAGUCCAGCUCACGGGCGUUCUGGAUCUUCAACUUCUGGAAUUCAUGUUCAGCAAAAGAGAAGUUCCGAAAAGUGAAGAAAAGUCCAGAAGAAGCUCAAGGACUGGCGAGGUGCAACUAUUGAAAGGGUUUCGUCAGUGCAUUGAAAUGUAUGUCAAAGAUGAGGUCAUCAUUGAGGUUAGGUUGAGAUGCCAAAGACAAGUGCUGGGCGACAGUCAUGUUUGGAAGACAAGACCACUCUCGGAGAAUCUGAAGAAAUACUGCUGUGUUGAUGCAUCCGCAUUGUUCACACUGUAUAUUAACCUACAGCAGGAUGGAAAAGAUCAUUCUCGUCUCGUCAUCGCCUCAGACCGCUAUGUCGACACCUUCCGUUGCUUGCCUGAUAUAACACAAGGGUUAUGUGUGUUCAAUCCAUUUCUACCACUGGAUAUUAUACCAGAAGCUGGUGAUUCAUUCGAAUUUCCGGAAGCUUCAACUAAAUGUAUCGGCUGUCUUCGUUUAUUCCCUGCAGACGAAUUCCCUAAAGCUCAACUCCGUAACAAACAACGAUUCUGUAGGGUGUGCGCAGAAGUAAAAAGUAUCUUUUCAAAGGCUUUUGGAAUUGAUCUGAUAACUCAAGGAAAAACUCGCUUUGUCCAAGCUAAACCACGGCGUUGAUCAUCAGCGCAGACGGUAUCUCUGUUUCUGGAUAACUUAUUUGAUUAAGAGACUUAUCUGUUAUAUUAUUUCUAUCAAUCUUGUGAUAUCAGCUAUACUAACUGUAUUUCUGAAUAUUCUUUCUCCUGCUGCAUACGUUAAUCACUUUUAUUGUCUUAUAGUUUACAAUAAGUGACGUUCUGAUUGGUCAAACCUGCUUGACGUGUCAUGGAUUAUCGCUGAUAUGGACAUUGUUUUACUGGCCACAGAGACUGAUAUUGACAUAAGCCGACUAACAAUGGUAACGAUGUCAAGGAUGUAUAUUGUAAGUGAAUGUGUAUUUUUCUAAUGAAAUAUAUAUACACAUAUGUAUCAAUAAUAUCGUUCCUGUAUAUAACAAAAUUAAAUACAUAAAACAGAUAAAAAUAAAUAAAUAAAUAAAUGAAAUAUAUAA
Pecten maximus is the source of this 1544-nucleotide messenger RNA. RefSeq names its product piRNA biogenesis protein EXD1-like. Gene Ontology annotation, biological process: nucleobase-containing compound metabolic process. The record is from RefSeq and is a predicted model, not a curated record. The transcript is spliced from 2 exons. Gene Ontology annotation, molecular function: 3'-5' exonuclease activity; nucleic acid binding. NCBI's taxonomy places the organism in Eukaryota, Metazoa, Mollusca, Bivalvia, Pectinida, Pectinidae. Bases 143 to 1111 code for a protein of 322 amino acids.